This is a messenger RNA of Melitaea cinxia (Glanville fritillary), 931 nucleotides long. RefSeq lists its product as uncharacterized. The coding region runs from base 231 to 698 and encodes 155 amino acids. The record is from RefSeq and is a predicted model, not a curated record. The transcript has 2 exons. Lineage: Eukaryota; Metazoa; Arthropoda; Insecta; Lepidoptera; Nymphalidae.
CGACUCCACGGCUUUAGUUCGCGUGCACCGGUGAUCGAGCGCGGUCAAACUCGGCGCAUAUUGUAGUUGUUUUUAUGUUGUCAUUCAAGGCGCUUCGCUAGUGAAUAGUGAUAAGCAGCAAUCAACACUCGAACGCUGGCCGCGCUGCACGUUUCGAAAUAAUUUUCAAAAUCGGGCGCGAAUUCGCAAUCGUAUAUUUUAAAUUACAAUUGUAAGUUAAGGAUUGACGGAUGACUGAGGUGCCAUUACCGUUUCUCUGGAGCCGAGAAACAGGAGUAAUGGAGAGCUGUUACAAACUGUACAAACUGAUCAACCACACGCUGUUGAUGCUGCUGGUGCAAAUGUUUUGGAAAGUCAGUCAAAUAUCGGACUAUUUCAAACCAAAGUCCGUUGAAGACAAAAAUAAAGAAGGAGCAUUUAUGUUCCCACCUCUAUCCAAGGAAUCAAAGUUCAGACGACACAUCAGAUCGAUGUCAGAUGUUCAAAGCAGUACACCUAACCGCCUACCGUUCAGGUCAAGGAAGGAAGUCCAUCCCACUCUCACUUACGACUCAGACACGCGUGCGAGAAGGAUAGCAUCGUAUAAUCGACAGCGGCUUCAAGACUCCUCGGAUUCGAGCGAUUACUGCGAAGCCCCAAAGCAUCUAAGCAUAGAACACAACAUCAUGAAACACUCUGAUUCAAUGAGGAUUCUCUGAUUUAUCAAAGAUCUGAACGAAGGAGGCUGAACAAUCUAGUUCAAUGCUAGUUUUUGUCUUUGACCGUAUUACUUAUUGUAAUACGUAGUAAUGGACUGUGCAAUUCUAGUAAACACGAUCCUAGCCCGAUCGGUAUUUUUAGUGAUUUUUAUGAGACUGUGGUUCAGAUAGAAUAUAAUAAUUAACUGCUAUUUAUAAACUAAAGCCUAAUAAAAAAGUGAUGUAGACUGUAA